UGAAGAUGUGCGUACGCCCCUCGAGGUGGCGCCAGUGAGUGGUGCGGGGGCUGCGAGCGGGGCGAUAAGCGGAGCAGGUGGCGGAGCGGGUGGUGGAGCUGGUGGCGGGGCAACCGGCGGGGCGGGGGGCGUUUCCGAGCGGACGCCCUGUGCCUGUGCCGCUGGGCCCCCGCCACGCCGCCAGCCCGCCCCACAUGAAAUAUUGCGCCCCAAACCCAGAAGGUGA
Messenger RNA from Parnassius apollo (apollo), 226 nucleotides. NCBI's taxonomy places the organism in Eukaryota, Metazoa, Arthropoda, Insecta, Lepidoptera, Papilionidae. The record is from the annotation of a GenBank genome assembly.